This is a messenger RNA of Guyanagaster necrorhizus, 606 nucleotides long. RefSeq lists its product as uncharacterized. The transcript is spliced from 4 exons. The coding region runs from base 1 to 606 and encodes 201 amino acids. The record is from RefSeq and is a predicted model, not a curated record. NCBI's taxonomy places the organism in Eukaryota, Fungi, Basidiomycota, Agaricomycetes, Agaricales, Physalacriaceae.
AUGUUCAGCCCUGCUGCUGUGAGUUCUAUCCCGUCUUCGCCCUCCUACUCUGCUAAACCUUUCAAGUUUAUCAUUCUUUUCACUGCGCUUUCCGGCACCAUUGCUUUGCCUUUCAGCCAUUUUGUCCGGUCGCUUCCUUGGGAUAUCGCCCACAUCGCUGUCGACGAAACAAGAGGACACUACCUCGUUUUCAAGCGUGAUGUUUCUCUGUAUGGGAGGUAUCCUGUAGAUGUCGAGGCCAACGCCAUCGACCGCCGUGCAGCCAGCCAAUGUGCCCAACUCUCCAUCGAUGAAGCCAAAACGAUUUCUGGAUGGAAUUUUAUCGUCCAAUACGCCAACGAUAACUGGGGUGAUGGCUCCCGCAAUAUUGUUACAAAUCCCUCGGAUUAUGUCAGCCAACCUGUACAAGUCCGUAUCACCGACAGUGUUGUUGACCUUAGUCUCUCUGGUGACCCGGUCUGCCAGACGCAGACCACUGCUUCCGCGGGUACCCUGGUUGGCACAUCCGGCGAAGUCGAUAUUGAAGUUGACCAAGGCUUUACUACUGAUACUUCUUACACAGUCAGCUGUAUGAUUUCCGACAUCUUUCUCCUGUUUCACUAUUGA